Molecule: messenger RNA, 579 nt
Organism: Stegodyphus dumicola
Lineage: Eukaryota; Metazoa; Arthropoda; Arachnida; Araneae; Eresidae
Source: RefSeq, a predicted model, not a curated record
AUGCAAACAUUCAGAGACGAAAAUAAUAUUGUUCGACUCAGAACAAAGCUUCUCUUGGGAGAUGAAGAGGAAACUUUCAAGUGCCCCAUAUUGUUGCCCGGAAGCCAUGAGAUUAUUCAUCGACUGGUAAGGCAAAAGCAUUGUGAACUACAACAUGCAGGACUUCAAACUUUGAUUGCCAAUUUAAGAGAAGAUUACUGGAUUAUUUCGAUCAAUAGAUUAGCGAAACAAGUUAGCUCUAGUUGUAUUUUAUGUAAAAGAUUCAAGGCCAAACUUACAGAACCACCUUUUGCCCCUCUUCCUAAGAACAGAAUAAAGACUGCUGCAGUUUUUGAAGUUUCAGGAAUUGAUCUCGCAGGCCCUUUGUAUUUGCGUUCUAGCGAAAAGACAUGGGUUGUACUUUUUACCUGUGCCAUUUAUAGGGCUGUCCAUCUUGAAUUAGUCAAUUCCCUGUCUACAGAAGUUUUUAUUAUGGCUUUAAGAAGAUUCUUUGCUCGAAGAGGUAGAGUAAAUAUAAUCUACACUGACAACGGUACAAACUUCAUUAGUUCAAGCAAUGCUCUAAGAAAUUUAGAUUAG